AUGGCUGAUACAAAUAGCAACUCUCCUCUGUCUCGACCUUCUUCCUUGAGAAGGGUCCGCAAGAGCAAUAGCAAGGAUGCCACGAUUAGCUUGCCUAAUUCUCGUCCUUCCUCUCGUCCCUCAUCCCGCCCAUCGUCUCGCCCUGUAUCUCCCACGGGCUACAACCGCAACGACGACGAUGACCAGAUUAUUCCUACAGCCAUUGUCAUUAAAAACAUCCCAUUUUCUGUAAAGAAGGAUGCUCUCUUGAGCAAAUUGGCUUCUAUGGAUGUGCCAGCUGCUUAUGCCUUCAACUACCACUUUGAUAAUGGUGUGUUCCGUGGCCUUGCUUUUGCUAAUUACAAGACUCCUGAAGAGACAGAAAUUGUAGUCAAUACAAUUAAUGGACUGGAAAUAGGGGGUCGCAAAUUGCGUGUAGAAUACAAAAAAAUGCUACCCAACAUGAUGGACACAAACACUAAUGACAUUCGAAAGAAGGAGAGAGAUGCCUCUGUAUCUCAACCUGGAUCACCUUUACAGACUGAACGCAGAUUACCAAACAACAACAAUCCAGAUGAUGAUACCCUGGAUUUGAACGAUCCCAAUGUAUUGGAGUUAUAUAGCUUUCUGUUACUGUUCCGUGGAGAUCCCAACAGCACUGAAAUUGCUCUGCCAAAGACACUCUCUGCCAAAGAGCGCAGAGAUGCUCAUUUGAUUGCUGAUAGAUUGGGCCUUGCUCACUAUUCUGAAGGAUUUGGUGCUGAUCGACAAGUUUUGAUCGAAAAGAGAGGAUCCGUUCCUGCUCCCAUUGUCAGACUUCAGCACAAGAACUCCAGAGGCACCUUGAAAUCAAGCCCCAGUCGUGAGCGAUUGAACAUGGCUGGCAAUAAUGACCCCAAUAAGAGAGAUAAUUACAGAAAGUCCAUGAUGAGCACUAGCACAACAGCUCCAGACCUUUCUUCCAACAGCAACAUUAUCCAUCCCAUUCGUCAACCACGAGGUCCUGAACCUGGCAAGAACUUUGCCUCUCGCAUGAACAAUGCUAAUGUUGCUUCCAAUGCUGAUCAACUAUCAGAUGAUUUUACUCGUCAGCUCCAUGUUGGUGCUUAA
Molecule: messenger RNA, 1089 nt
Organism: Mucor velutinosus
Lineage: Eukaryota; Fungi; Mucoromycota; Mucoromycetes; Mucorales; Mucoraceae
Exons: 5
Coding region: 1-1089 (362 amino acids)
Cellular component (GO): nucleus; cytoplasm; ribonucleoprotein complex
Molecular function (GO): mRNA binding
Source: RefSeq, a predicted model, not a curated record